AUGAGCAGCGGGCCCAGCUCGCCAGGCAACGACGAAAUCAUUAGCCUGGCUGCCCAGUUCCAAGGGCUCGAAAUCACAAUCAGAGGCCCGGCCAACCGAGCUUGGAAUCUUGCAAGGCGCCUCUCCACUGAGCAAGCUCAAGGAGCCACAGCAGAACAGGAGUGCCUUUUGGACGGAGUGCCCUUUGAAGAUCAACCCAUUGUCUCCCUCGACUUGCCUUCCAGCUUCUUUGUGGUCUUGCGGGGCAACGGCAUCGAUCAGCCGAAGAUCCUACGGAGAGCCCGUGACUUUUCCAGGGCUUUGGAGGGAGCGGAAUUGCCUGGUAUUGGGCAAGGCUUCCCAUCUGAAACAGAGACACGGGUGUACCUUGCAGGAGAACCUUUUCCUGUGCCCCUACAUUCAGACUUUGGACCUUCAAAUUACCGGCCCUACGUGCUGGAUUUGGUGGGCGCUGGUCUUUUGGAUCCAGGGGCACCCAAUGUCAUUGCUUUGGUUGUACUCACCCGGCAGACAGGUUUGCUAUUAGCGCUACCGGAGUUAGCGUUGUCUGCAGAGGAUCGAGAAAGCGGGGAGCUAGCAUCAGCCACAGAUCUCCUGGGGCCUUCCAUCAUUGUCGAAGUGCAAGCUGCUGCGUUGGACGAAGAUGCCUUGCAGCAGCUACCACAAUUGAUAGAAGGCAAGGUCCUGAAAGUGGCUUUGGUGGAUUUUUCGGUAGAGGUGUCCAACUUCAUCACAGAGCUGGUUGUCAAAGAGGACAUAGCCGAGCUCACUCCUUUCGACUUCAUGGAUUUCUCUUUGGUCCCAGAUCCCGACAGUUUGGUGGCCAGAGCACAGGAGUGGGCACGAGGUGGAGGAGAUGUAGUUUUGGAGAGGAUCCAGUAUUACUCUGCCGACGAGGUACCAGAGACCCCAGCUGCUCCUCCCCGGCCUGCAACAAGGCGAAGAGGGCCAGGAGCUGGUACCACUGGAGGAGGUCAGCCACCAUCCAGAAGGAAACCAACGGUUGCCAGCCUGGCAGAGAGUUUGGAGGCCAUCACAACUACACUGCCAGCCAUCACAGCGUCCCUACAGGAGCUCAGAGAGAGAGCAGAGGCCAUCGAGGCUCAACGCCCUCUGGACAGGCCAUCUGCAUUGAGGAGACCACUAGGUGCAUCAGCUAUGCCUGGAUCGUCAGAUCUCUCCACUCCUGCAGCUCAGUUGUUGAAGGAGAUGCCGCGGCCCAAAAGUUCAGCUUCGAAUGCCAAGUCCCCACAUGUCACUUUUUCAGAAGGGGAAGCACAGGAGAUGAGCCUAGAGAUCCCAUCAGAACCUCAGGACUUAGCCAAAGCCAUGUUGGUCCAGUCGCAGGCACUCACGACUCUGGUGUCUCACCUCACAGCCACCUCAUCAGACCCCUUUCAAGACUUGAGCUCAGCCUCGACCUCCUUGUCCACAAAGGGAGCAGUGAGCCGGGCAAAAUUACAGGCAGAACUUGCUGCGCAGAAAGGGACAUUCUUUGUCAGUGUUUUGCAACAGAUGGCACGGAGGAUGCAGCCAGCAGUUGCAGCAGAAGUCGAAAUGCUGACUUUGAGAAACAGGGGCAUUACUCCGACGCAGUACUUGGAGAGGAUUGGGGGCUUUGGACGUUGCCGGGACAUUGGUCUCAUCACCUGGCAGGUUGCUCUGGUCCUCAACCACAUGAUGGAGGACAAUCACCAAGCUGCAAAGGAUGCCCUGAGUUUGUUGUUCGUGUGCCUGGAGCAGACUGCUAUGGACAAUGGGAACAUGCAGGUGGGCCUCCUGUUGUCAUUGACGGAGGACCCACCCCAGGCACUGUUCACCAACAAGUCGGUGAUGUCAGCAGCCCUGCCUCGACCAUUUGCCCCCACGGCUCACCAACGCUGGGUCACCACGGCGUUGCAAUACUUGAAGGAGAUGGAUGUCAUCUCGACCCGCAGGUCGGAAGUGGUUGCAGCUCAGACUGGAGCACAUCGCACCAACAACAGCAACAGCAGCGACCAACCAGCAACCACUGCAGCGCCGAAAAAGAAGCAAAAGGGAAAGGGAGGUGGAAGGGGCCAGAAAGGCCAACAGACAAGCACACCACAAGAGGAAGAGCAGUAG
This is a messenger RNA of Cladocopium goreaui, 2103 nucleotides long. The record is from the annotation of a GenBank genome assembly. NCBI's taxonomy places the organism in Eukaryota, Dinophyceae, Suessiales, Symbiodiniaceae.